CCACUUGACACCAUAAUCAGAUAUUUGCAUAAACAAUAGCACGUUUUACCCAUACCGGAGUAUGGCUUAUCUCAACCACUUUCAAAUACGUCAAUUAUGAUAGCGAUAACACUUUUCGGCAAAAUAGGUACCUCCCAUAGAGCCAAUUGAACGGGACCACCAAGGCACAAACUAGAGGGUCCAUCAUAAACUUUAUAUAAAUACCUUAGACAAGCUAAUUAUGAGGGACUUACUUGUGGUAUUAUAUGACCCCUUAUCGAUCGCCGAUAAUGGCUUUGGAUCCGCUAUAUAAAAGCGCAAACGCAUCGCCUCGGGCCAAGAGUUGGUUCGUGAAAGUAACUGAAGAAAAUUAUGUGGAUUUUUUUGAAAUUUUUAGUAGUCCUGACGGUAAUAAACACCGCAACAGGCGCAGCCGCUAAUAAGGCGUGGUGGAAAAGCGCAACAUUCUACCAAAUAUAUCCGCGUUCAUUUAAAGACAGUGAUGCUGAUGGCAUCGGCGAUAUAAAAGGCAUUAUGCUACAACUGCCCUAUCUGAAAGAGAUCGGAAUCGAUGCCACUUGGCUUUCGCCCAUCUUCACCUCGCCAAUGGCAGAUUUCGGUUACGAUGUGGCCAAUUUCACGGAAAUCGAUCCGAUGUUCGGCACACUAGACGAUUUCGAAGCACUGUUAGCAAAAGCUAAAGAGAUUGGAGUGAAAAUCAUUUUGGACUUUGUGCCCAAUCACACGAGUGAUGAGUGCGAGUGGUUUAUUAAAUCAGUACAGAAUGAUCCAGAGUAUAGGGACUUCUAUGUUUGGCAUCCAGGUAAGAAUAAUUCGCUUGUGCCACCAACGAACUGGAUAAGUGUUUUUCGCGGCUCCAUGUGGACAUGGAAUGAACAACGCCAGGCCUACUAUCUGCAUCAGUUUCAUGCCAAGCAACCGGAUCUUAAUUAUAACAAUCCCAAAGUGCGCGCAGCCAUGAAGGACGUGUUACGUUAUUGGGUGCGCAAAGGUGUUGCCGGUUUUCGUGUUGACGCCGUGCCACAUAUCUAUGAAGUGACUACCGAUGCUAAUGGCAAUUGGCCUGAUGAACCACGUAAUCCCGAUGUGCAGGAUUCCGAAGACUAUGAAUACCUGCAACACGUUUACACCACCAACCAGCCUGGCACACUUGAUGUUGUCUAUGAGUUUCGUGAGGUGAUGAAGGAACUGGAUGAGGAACUAGGCGGUGAUGAACAUGUGCUCUUGACUGAAGCUUAUGCGCCCCUCAACACCUUGAUGAUGUAUUAUGGAAAUGACACCGUGGAAGGUGCACAAAUACCCUUUAAUUUUGAGCUAAUCAGCAAUGUGAACAAAGAUUCGAACGCCUACGACUACUCGAAUUUAAUACACAACUGGUUAGAUAAGAUGCCUGCUGGUUGCGUAGCAAAUUGGGUGCUAGGCAAUCAUGAUCAAUCACGCAUUGGCACACGUCUGGGAAAAGAUCGCAUUGACUUGAUCAAUGUAUUACUGAAGACUCUACCUGGCAUUAGUGUCACAUACCAAGGCGAGGAGAUUGGUAUGACGGACGUCUGGAUUUCCUGGCAAGAAACUGUAGAUCCACAAGGUUGCCAAUCGAACCCCGAAGAGUACGAACGUCUCACUCGCGAUCCUGUGCGUACACCAUUUCAGUGGAAUGAUGAACACAAGGCCGGUUUCACUAAAGCCGACAAAACCUGGCUGCCCUUGGCAGCUGAUUAUGAGCUGGUUAAUGUGAAACGUGAACGCGGCAUUGCCAAUAGUCACCUGAAUAUCUACAAACAGUUGCAGCUUUUGCGUGCAACGAAGACAAUGCGCGAAGGCGACGCCGAAGUAAAACCAAUCAGCCAAAAUGUUUUAGGCAUUAAGCGUUUUUUAAACGGCGAGCGCACUUACGUUGUGCUUCUGAAUCUACACGAUAACGUGGAGAUGAUCAACUUAAAUUCUGUGUUUGGUGAUCUCACGAAUGAAUUGGAAUAUGUGUUGGUGACUGACAAAAGCGUAAGACGCAAGGGGGAUAAGGUUCAUGCAGACACCAUUAUAUUAAUGCCUAAGGAAGCUAUUGUGCUGGCCACAAACGCCUAAGUCUGACACUUUCUAUUUAUAUAGUUUAAGCAAUUAUCUAAUAUUUUAUAUUACACAUAGGACUGAUAAAUAAAUGUAUAUAUUUUGAUACACAGA
Messenger RNA from Bactrocera oleae (olive fruit fly), 2178 nucleotides. It is a transcript of the gene Mal-A3, whose product is annotated as Maltase A3. The record is from RefSeq and is a predicted model, not a curated record. Gene Ontology annotation, biological process: carbohydrate metabolic process. Lineage: Eukaryota; Metazoa; Arthropoda; Insecta; Diptera; Tephritidae.